Messenger RNA from Nezara viridula (southern green stink bug), 249 nucleotides. The record is from the annotation of a GenBank genome assembly. Lineage: Eukaryota; Metazoa; Arthropoda; Insecta; Hemiptera; Pentatomidae.
AUGACGGGCAUCUUGUCAAUCACCAUCCAGCAGAAAGCCCCUCUGGUCAGACACGUGUCUUCCGUAGGCGCCACAUCGAGUUUGUCGCGUGGUCAGCUUCCACUCAAUGAGAAUUAUCUGUUUUGUUCCUGUUACAACAAGAACCAUUCCUCUGAAGAGUUCAUUGGAACGACAUUAAAGACAAAGGUUCUUCGCUCAGUAAACCCCAAUCAUGAUGACAAAGAAGGCCUAUAUCCUAGAAGAGAGUAG